Molecule: messenger RNA, 3323 nt
Organism: Octodon degus (degu)
Lineage: Eukaryota; Metazoa; Chordata; Mammalia; Rodentia; Octodontidae
Gene: Ndrg4
Product: NDRG family member 4
Exons: 17
Coding region: 405-1619 (404 amino acids)
Biological process (GO): brain development; positive regulation of ERK1 and ERK2 cascade; signal transduction
Cellular component (GO): cytoplasm
Source: RefSeq, a predicted model, not a curated record
CCUGCCCCGCACCUUGGCCAGCAGUCCCUUCCCACCCACGCGAGGGCGGCGCCCGGCUCCUGGCAGUCUGCACGCGGGCGACCUGGGGGACCUGGCCUGGCUGCCCGCGCCUCCCUGACCGCGACGCCCGAGGGCGGCGGCCCCUUUGUUCGGCGGAGGGUGCGGGCUUCCUCCCGGGCGCCCCCGCAGCGUCCCCACUCCCUCCGCCUGCGGGAGCUCACCCGGGCCAGGUGGCGGCGGGCGCCUUGGGGGUGCGCGGCGGCGCAGUUGGUGGAUUUUUUUUAACCCGCCGUGGAGGGGGCGGCGGCGCUCGGCUGCGGGCUGCUGCUCCGCUUGGCUGUGCCUCGCUCGGCUCCGCUUUGCUCUCGCGUCCCGGCCGCGCUCCCGCCGCCGCUGCCGCCGCGAUGAGGGUGCUCGGACACAGGCUCGAGCUGCUCACAGGGCUCUUGCUGCACGACGUGACCAUGGCCGGGCUGCAGGAGCUGCGAUUCCCAGAGGAGAAGCCCCUACUCCGGGGUCAGGACGUCACGGAGCUGGAGAACCCUGACACCUUCCUCUUGGCUGUGGACACAGACUGGAAGGAACACGACAUUGAGACACCAUAUGGGCUUCUACACGUGGUGAUCCGGGGCUCCCCGAAGGGCAAUCGCCCAGCCAUCCUCACCUACCAUGACGUGGGCCUCAACCACAAGCUGUGCUUCAACACCUUCUUCAACUUCGAGGACAUGCAGGAGAUCACCAAGCACUUCGUGGUGUGCCAUGUGGACGCCCCGGGCCAGCAGGUGGGGGCGUCCCAGUUUCCUCAGGGGUACCAGUUCCCCUCCAUGGAGCAGCUGGCCGCCAUGCUCCCCAGCGUGGUGCAGCACUUCGGGUUCAAGUACAUCAUUGGCAUCGGAGUGGGAGCCGGGGCCUACGUGCUGGCCAAGUUCGCACUCAUCUUCCCUGACCUGGUGGAGGGGCUGGUGCUCAUGAACAUCGACCCCAAUGGCAAAGGCUGGAUCGACUGGGCAGCCACCAAGCUCUCUGGCCUGACCAGCACUUUGCCAGACACGGUGCUCUCCCACCUCUUCAGCCAGGAGGAGCUGGUGAACAACACAGAGCUGGUGCAGAGCUACCGGCAGCAGAUCGGAAAUGUGGUGAACCAGGCCAACCUGCAGCUCUUCUGGAACAUGUACAACAGCCGAAGAGACCUGGACAUCAACCGGCCUGGGACAGUGCCCAACGCCAAGACGCUCCGCUGCCCCGUGAUGCUGGUGGUUGGGGACAACGCCCCUGCUGAGGAUGGGGUGGUCGAAUGCAACUCCAAACUGGACCCGACCACCACGACCUUCCUGAAGAUGGCAGAUUCCGGGGGGCUCCCUCAGGUCACACAGCCAGGGAAGCUGACCGAGGCCUUUAAAUACUUCCUGCAAGGCAUGGGCUACAUUGCGUACUUGAAGGACCGGAGGCUGAGUGGAGGAGCAGUGCCCUCUGCCAGCAUGACCCGGCUGGCGCGUUCACGCACCGCAUCACUCACCAGUGCUGGCUCUGUGGAUGGCGGCCGCCCACAGCCCUGCACCCACUCCGAGAGCAGCGAGGGCCUGGGCCAGGUCAACCAAACCAUGGAGGUGUCCUGCUGAAGCCCUGGAUCAGCCCCAGACGCUCACCCGCCCUCCCACCCUCACCAAGGUCCCACUGCCAUCCCUGCGCCAGCUCAUUUUCCCUUUAUUUUUGUGAAGGUGAACAGGAGGAAAUGGGGUUACUUCUCUUUUGUUUAAAAAAAUAUGAGGGCUCCACCUUGGGUGCUGCAGCAGAACCGUCUUCAGAUGGUUUGUGGGGCUCCCCCUCCUCAUUUCCCUCUGUUGCCUUGAUCCAUCCCUCUCAUCCAGCCCCACACCCAGGCCCUGGGGGGGGGGUGGUAGAGGGGGGUUGUGACUAAGGAAGGAGUUGGAGCCCUUCCCGGGCUGGGAUCUGGAUCAUCCCAGAUUAAAACCCUUGCCAGGAAAGGGAAAGACCCAUGAGGGUUUGACAUGAUUGGUGCCAGGCUCCGACCCUGAUGUAGAGGCCUGGAGACAGCAGCAGGGCACACUGGAAGGCCCUGUCCCCUCACUGCGCCCCCCCCCCCAGCACACCUGGACUGUAGCCACAGGGGGAAGCUGGUAUCCUGGCACCCUCUGGGCUGGCUGGUGCUGCAGAGCUAGGCAAGUGGGGUCUGAAGAUAGAACUUGGAAAACACAUGGUUUGGCCACCACUCGGCCCUGUCCCAUUCUGAGCCAAGAGCUCCCUGAGGCAGAAGUCUCUUGGUCCUGUUUCCCUAGUGACCUGGCUGGGAGCAGAGGAAAAGUCUGAGAUUGCUUUUGGGUAGUGUGCAUACCUCUGAGAACUUCCGUGUAACUACUCUGGAAGCCAGCAGGGGGCUCAGGGCAGGGGAGCUGAGGACUCCUAUAGACCUGGCUGCCUUGGUGGUUGCCAAAGGGCAAACCCCCAGCCCGCAUCACUGAGGGGGUCAGUACAUCAAGAGCAGUCAGCCCUAGGCAGCUGCAAGGCUUCUGGAAGGGGGAUGACUGGAGCUUGCUGAGUCCUGGGGUGAGGGCUUAAGGUUCUUGAAGUGAACAGGACCAGAUAGAAGUGAAAGGUUCCUGCACGCCCCAGCCCCUUCCUGACACAUAAGCCCAGGAUUGUGUCACUUACUUUGAUCCAUGGGACCUUGUCAGGUGGAAUCUCCCAGCCCAGAAACCAGAGCCAUUUGUCUUAGGUCCUAUAUCAACUGUUACAAAUCCCCAGACAGAGCAGGAGGAGAGCACUGGAAAAAAGCUGAAGGGCUGUGGUCGUGGGGAGGGCUGUGUGGGGUGCUCUGAGGCGGAGAGGACACCUAGAUCCACGUUUCACCAACACAUCCCUUCCAUCAUCUUAAGCCACUGCUAGCCCGAGAGCCUGGUGGAGUGUAGUCUGCCCUGGUUCUGCUCAUUCACGUGCUUCCUUUGAAUACUGAAUGUGACUGUAAGGCCGGUAGAAUAAUCCCUCAAACUGUAGAUAGCACUGCGAGUAUUGUUUUUUCCUUUUUGCUGUGUUCUUUCAGAUGAGAUAUAUAAAUACCUACCUUAUAUAUAAAUAUAUGUAUAUUGGGUCUUCCUGCGUGUGGUUUUCCCUCGGAGGUUGUCUCUGGUCAAGGUGAAUUUAUUUUCCUCUCUGUACAAAGAGCCUACUUUUGUGUAUUCUGGUGGCUGAUGUCAUGAGAUUUUGAGAUGACACAAUGUAAAACAAGUAAAAACCCUUGUCGAUAUAGAAAGUUAACUGUACUGAAAACUAAUAAAGAAACUAAGAAGAGCGCGGCUGUGACCUUC